AUGGACUCAAAGUCCAACGGUCGCCCCCCGCGUCGGAACAACCGUAAGAGGCCAGCCAACAACGGGAACGCGACCCCCGACUCUGAGAAUCGCCGGCCUCGACAGAGACCCUUCCACAAUGCAGUUUCUGCUCAGAGAAAUCAAUCCCAAGAUGCGUCCGCCGCAUCAGCUGCCCCGGUCACCAGCGCCGCCGCCGUCAUCGACAGCAACUCCCCUCGCUUCGCCGAUCUGGCUAGUGAGAAUCUCCUCGACCCGGUGCUCCUCGACACCAUCACACAAGACUUGAAGUUCGAUCGCAUGUCACCGGUGCAGGCCGCCACAAUCCGUCAUCUGAUCGCCGACCGCGGCGAUGUUCUGGCACAAGCCAAGACAGGCACCGGCAAGACCAUCGCCUUUCUUCUCCCCGCUCUUCAGACCCUGCUCAGGCGACCCAGUUCGCGCGGCAAUGACGUCUCGGUUCUUGUCAUCUCCCCCACCCGCGAGCUAGCGUUACAGAUCGCAAAGGAGGCUGAGGCGCUGCUUCAGAGGCUGCCUCAAUACAAGGUGUGCACCGCCAUCGGCGGCACAAACAAGGAUGCCGAGCAGAGGCGCAUCCUGCGCGGGUGCCAAAUCUUGAUCGGCACUCCGGGGCGUCUCAUGGAUCACCUCGAGGAGCAAAGUGUGGCAGAGAUGCUGCAGUCCGUAGACACGUUUGUGCUGGACGAGGCCGACCGACUGCUCGACAUGGGUUUCAUGCCGCAGCUCAAGAAGAUCGUCGCGGCACUCCCCAACAGGCAAAAGGUCCCCAGGCAGGGCAUGCUCUUCUCCGCCACCGUUGCCGAGCACGUCGCCAAGGUCUCCAGCAUUGCCCUCGCGCCCGACUACAAGUUCAUCUCCACCAUCCCCAAGGGCGAGUCCAACACGCACGAACGGGUGCCGCAGCACUUGAUCGAGGUCCCCAACUUUUCCGACACCAUGGCCGCCCUCGUCGGUGCCCUGAGGCACGAGCUGGCCGAGAGCGCCAACCAGGACGAGUUCAAGGCCAUAGUGUUUGCCCCUACGGCUGCCCUCGUGGACUUUUAUGCCGCUGUCCUCGAGGGGCUGCCCAACAUGCCCCGCAUCCUGACGCUACACUCGCGCAUGACGCAGAGCAAGCGCACGAGGGUGACCGAGGACUACCGCAAGUCUAAUGCGACCGUGCUCGUGGCCACCGACGUCGUCGCCCGUGGUAUGGAUUUCCCCUCGGUCACCAACGUCUUCCAGGUCGGUCUGCCCAUGGACAAGGAGUCAUACAUCCAUCGCCUCGGCCGGACGGCCCGUGCCGGCGCCGAGGGCCGUGGAACCUUCAUCGUCUCUGCUGCAGAGUCGUACUUUCCCCGCAAGGUCAUGAAGGACUUUACCUUUAUCGACCAGCCUGCGGACUUGAGCGCCCUGGGCGAGAUUAAGGAGGUUGCGCCAAAGUUGGAGCCUUACGGCAAGGCAUACCAAUCCUGGCUCGGAUUUUACAAGGUGUUCACCAAGCCGCUCGGCUGGGACAAUGAGCAGCUCGUGCGCGAGGCCAACAAGCUGGCGCUUGAAGGUUUUGGUGCGCCCGAGGUUCCCCCUUUGAACAAGAGCACGGUCGGCAAGAUGGGAUUGAAGGGCGUCAAGGGGUUGGUGGUGGUCAAGGACCCGCCCAGAGAGAACCGGAGUGGCGGUGGUCGGCAAAAGAAGGGCGACUCAUGUGCAGCUGUCGACAAUAAGGCAGCCAAGAACAUCAUGUAG
Pyricularia oryzae 70-15 is the source of this 1743-nucleotide messenger RNA. RefSeq lists its product as uncharacterized. Gene Ontology annotation, molecular function: ATP binding; nucleic acid binding. Lineage: Eukaryota; Fungi; Ascomycota; Sordariomycetes; Magnaporthales; Pyriculariaceae. The record is from RefSeq and is a predicted model, not a curated record. Bases 1 to 1743 code for a protein of 580 amino acids. The transcript is spliced from 2 exons. Gene Ontology annotation, cellular component: mitochondrion.